GCCGUCACAGCGCACGGGGUUCAAGACCGUGGUGACGUACGACGUUCUUCCUUUCCUCCUCUCCGCGAACAGAGAGAUUUAAAAUGAAGACCAUUCUCAGCAACCAGACAGUCGACAUCCCAGAAAAAGUCGAGGUUCGUUUGAAGGGACGGACAGUUAUUGUCAAGGGCCCCAGAGGAACCCUGCGAAGGGACUUCAAUCAUAUCAAUGUGGAACUAUCUCUCUUGGGAAAGAAACGCAAGAAGCUGCGUGUUGACAAAUGGUGGGGUAACAGAAAGGAGCUGGCAACAGUCCGCACAAUUUGCAGUCACGUGCAAAAUAUGAUCAAGGGUGUCACAUUGGGCUUUCGUUACAAGAUGAGGUCAGUGUACGCUCACUUCCCCAUCAACGUGGUUAUCCAGGAGAAUGGCUCACUUGUGGAAAUCCGUAACUUUCUUGGGGAGAAGUACAUCCGUCGGGUGCGCAUGAGGCCAGGGGUCAACUGUGCAGUAUCGCAAGCCCAGAAGGAUGAACUGAUCCUUGAAGGAAAUGACAUUGAAUUGGUAUCUAACUCUGCUGCCUUGAUUCAGCAGGCCACCACAGUCAAGAAUAAAGAUAUCAGAAAAUUUUUGGAUGGCAUCUAUGUCUCUGAGAAGGGAACAGUACAACAGGCAGAUGAAUAAAACUAUAAAUAGAUCCUAAAUUGACAACCAGGGCACAAAGCAGCAAGGCAUGCAGCAAGCCUUCAAUUCACAUCAGGAGUUGGCUGUAUGAACCAAACAGUUUGACAUUGUUUGGAGAAAAAUUAAACAACAUAUUUCAGUA
Molecule: messenger RNA, 804 nt
Organism: Zootoca vivipara (common lizard)
Lineage: Eukaryota; Metazoa; Chordata; Lepidosauria; Squamata; Lacertidae
Gene: RPL9
Product: ribosomal protein L9
Biological process (GO): cytoplasmic translation
Cellular component (GO): cytosolic large ribosomal subunit; ribosome
Molecular function (GO): structural constituent of ribosome; rRNA binding
Source: RefSeq, a predicted model, not a curated record